This is a messenger RNA of Colletotrichum phormii, 496 nucleotides long. RefSeq lists its product as uncharacterized. The transcript has a single exon. The annotation marks the transcript as partial. The record is from RefSeq and is a predicted model, not a curated record. NCBI's taxonomy places the organism in Eukaryota, Fungi, Ascomycota, Sordariomycetes, Glomerellales, Glomerellaceae.
GGGGGGGGGGGAAAUGGUAUGGAAAUUCUCCGAUGUGUCAACAAAUUUUCAGUUUUCGUGUCUCUCUCUCUCAAUGAGGUACUUUGUUUGUGUACCUCGUUGUGUACUACAUACGUAAAGUGUGUGCGUGUGUGUUGUACGAAUAAAACCUGCACGCCCGACUUACACUACGAAUACAACACGACCAAUGCCUUUAUUACCUUGCGGAAGUGUCAUGCGAAUGGAAGAGAGGACCCCCCUCUCCCCCUUGCAUCUCGAAUUGUGGAUGCUGCUGGAUGGCGCUGCAAGAAACUUUCCCGCGCCCCUGGUCUUGUCAUGAUGUUAUGGCGGUGUCAGCUUCUCGUUUCUGAGUGGAUGAAAACAGCCGGCCGACGUGGACGACCGUGGCUGCGCGGUCAGGCGAUGAAAGGCCGUGGCAUCCGUCGACGCCCGCGGGAUGGGCAUCUGCCGGGCAAACGAAGAAACUCAGAAAAGAGAGGGCAAAGAUACGACGUCG